AUGGAGUGUAGAAGGUUACAGAUAACUAUUAUUUCCGCCAAUAACCUCCCAAAAGUUCAUGAUUCUGGUAGUACGAAAAUUUAUGCUAAGGCUUCAAUAGCCGGAAAACAUGAAACUAAAAGGCGCACUCCAGUGGACAACGUUGGGGAGAACAACCCACAGUGGAACUACAAUGUUCCAUUCACGUUGACGGAGGCAGUGGUGCAACACGACAGCGUCGACCUCCAUUUUAAGCUGUAUUUUGAACAGAAAUUCAAGGAUAAUUGUAUAGGUGAAGUGAAGUUAUCAUUGAAGAAACUGUUUGAUGAAGACCAUAGUGGAGAAUCAAGAAUUUCAUGUUCUGUAUUACAAGGAGAUGAUUCUUUGGUUCAAAAUGGGACACUGAAUCUUUCUUACAGUUUUGGAGAAAUAUAUGUUAUUAAAAAACCUAGUAUUUUUGUAAGGGCACUUCAGUUUUUACUUGCUACAUUUGUUGGGUGUCCUCCUAAUGCUUGUGUUGAUGUCGAUGUCAUUAAACCAUGA
Molecule: messenger RNA, 522 nt
Organism: Fraxinus pennsylvanica
Lineage: Eukaryota; Viridiplantae; Streptophyta; Magnoliopsida; Lamiales; Oleaceae
Source: the annotation of a GenBank genome assembly